Messenger RNA from Pygoscelis adeliae (Adelie penguin), 2349 nucleotides. It is a transcript of the gene IL1RAPL1, whose product is annotated as interleukin 1 receptor accessory protein-like 1. NCBI's taxonomy places the organism in Eukaryota, Metazoa, Chordata, Aves, Sphenisciformes, Spheniscidae. Gene Ontology annotation, biological process: signal transduction; negative regulation of exocytosis. The record is from RefSeq and is a predicted model, not a curated record. Bases 1 to 2349 code for a protein of 782 amino acids. Gene Ontology annotation, molecular function: interleukin-1 receptor activity. The transcript is spliced from 11 exons.
AUGCAGAGGAACCUCAACAGGCUGGAGAAAUGUGUGAAGAGGAGCCUUGUGCAGUUCAACAAAGGGAAAUGCCAAGUCUACCCCCGGGGAGCAAUAACUCCAGUCACCAGCACAGGCCAGGGCCAACCAGCUGGAAAGUGUCUCUGCGGAGAAGGACUGUGGGAUCCUGGUGGACACCAAGUUGGACAUGAGAAACCAGUGUCCCCUUGCAGCAAAGGCAGCCAACAGUGUCCUGAAUUGUAUGAGCCAGAGUGUUGCCACUUCAUGCAGGCAGAUGAUCUGUCCCUGCAGCAGAGGUGCACACGACAGCAGGAGCAGGUGCUGCUGUUGCCACCCCAAGCUGAUGGAUGCACUGACUGGUCUGUGGAUUACAAGAAAUAUCAAGUUCUAGUGGGAGAACCUGUUCGUAUAAAAUGUGCACUCUUUUAUGGAUAUAUUAGAGCUAAUUACUCCCUAGCCCAAAGUGCUGGACUUAGUUUGAUGUGGUACAAAAGCUCUGGACCUGGAGAUUUUGAGGAACCUAUAGCUUUUGAUGGAACAAGAAUGAGCAAAGAAGAAGACUCCAUUUGGUUCCGACCGACAGUGGUACAAGACAGUGGACUCUAUGCAUGUGUUAUAAGAAACUCAACUUACUGUAUGAAAGUGUCCAUUUCGCUGACGGUGGGUGAAAAUGACACUGGACUCUGCUACAAUUCAAAGAUGAAAUAUUUUGAAAAAGCUGAACUUAGCAAAAGCAAGGAAAUCUCAUGCCCUGAAAUUGAGGAUUUUUUAUUUCCAUUUAGGGAGCCUGAAAUUCUGUGGUAUAAGGAAUGCAAGUCAAAGACGUGGAGAUCAAGUAUUGUGUUUAAAAAGGACACUCUCGUCAUUCGUGAAGUUAGAGAGGAUGACAUUGGAAAUUACACUUGUGAGUUAAAAUAUGGAUUCUUUGUUGUCAGAAGAACUACGGAAUUAACAGUUACAGCACCACUAACAGAUAAACCACCAAAGCUUUUACACCCUUUGGAGAGUAAGCUAACAAUUCAGGAGACCCAAUUAGGCAGUUCUGCUAAUCUAACCUGCCGAGCUUUCUUUGGAUAUAGUGGAGAUGUCAGUCCUUUAAUCUACUGGAUGAAAGGGGAGAAGUUUAUUGAAGAUUUGGAUGAUAGUCGAGUCUGGGAAAGUGACAUCAGGGUUCUCAAGGAACAUCUCGGGGAACAGGAGGUUUCCAUCUCAUUGAUUCUUGACUCUGUGGAAGAGGCAGACCUGGGGAAUUAUUCGUGCUACGUCGAGAAUGGAAAUGGACGGCGACAUGCCAGUAUUCUUCUACAUAAAAGGGAGCUGAUGUACACAGUUGAGCUUGCUGGUGGGCUUGGUGCUAUUCUGCUGCUGCUUGUUUGUUUAGUGACUCUCUACAAGUGUUACAAGAUAGAGAUUAUGCUCUUCUACAGGAAUCAUUUUGGAGCUGAAGAACUAGAUGGAGACAACAAAGACUAUGAUGCAUAUCUAUCCUAUACCAAAGUGGAUCCUGACCAGUGGAAUCAAGAAACUGGAGAAGAAGAAAGGUUUGCUCUUGAGAUCCUACCAGAUAUGCUUGAAAAGCAUUAUGGAUACAAGUUGUUCAUACCAGACAGAGAUUUGAUUCCCACAGGAACCUACAUUGAAGACGUGGCAAGAUGUGUAGACCAAAGCAAGCGACUGAUCAUCGUCAUGACUCCAAAUUAUGUGGUAAGAAGAGGCUGGAGUAUCUUUGAACUGGAAACAAGGCUUCGAAACAUGUUAGUCACGGGCGAAAUCAAAGUGAUACUGAUUGAAUGCAGUGAACUACGAGGAGUUAUGAACUACCAGGAGGUCGAGGCCCUGAAACAUACCAUCAAGCUCCUCACUGUCAUUAAAUGGCACGGACCAAAAUGCAACAAGUUGAAUUCCAAGUUCUGGAAACGUUUACAGUACGAAAUGCCUUUUAAGAGGAUUGAACCCAUCACACACGAGCAGGUUUUAGAUGUCAGUGAGCAGGGACCCUUUGGGGAGCUGCAGACAGUCUCCGCAAUUUCCAUGGCUGCUGCCACCUCCACUGCUCUUGCCACUGCCCAUCCAGACCUGCGCUCCACCUUUCAUAACACAUAUCAUUCACAGAUGCGCCAGAAACACUAUUAUCGAAGCUAUGAAUACGAUGUACCUCCUACCGGCACCCUGCCGCUUACCUCAAUAGGUAACCAGCAUACCUACUGCAACAUCCCUAUGACACUUAUAAACGGGCAGCGGCCGCAGACAAAAACUAACAGGGAGCAGAAUCCAGAAGAGGCUCACACAAACAGUGCGAUACUGCCCCUCUUGCCACGGGAGACCAGUAUAUCAAGUGUAAUUUGGUGA